AUGCAGGCAUUCCGGCCUCUGCUGUGGCGGCACGCCCGGCGCACUAACAGGGUUCUACCGUAUUAUGUCUACGGGGCACUGCAACACAACUACCAUGGCCCUCACAAGGAGUACUUCCAGACGCCGGGCCAGAUGCCGACACCCGACACCACGCCAUACACGGGACCGUACACUCCUCCAUCACCCCCAUCACCGACAGUCCUCCCUUCUCCGGGGCCUUCGCUCCUCCGGCGUGCGACGCGAUCUGUCCUGUGGGCGACCCUGUUCGGCAUCACUGGCCUGGCCGCGGGGACGGCCUUGAUCACCUGGGAAUACCUACAACCAACGUUCGAGCCUGGCUCGGUCGAAGACGAAGAGCUGACCGCAGAGAUUGGGGACACGUUGGAGAGCCAUCCGCUGGUCGAGGCGCUGCGCGACGAGGGCUGGGUGGAAGAGAGCUACUAUGCGGGCAAGAUUAAUGGCCCCGGCAGAGGGCAGCACCUGGUGGCGGAGACGCUGACCGGGACACGGGGCAUCAUGAUGAAGACGUUCAAGCACCCGACGCUGGAUUUCACCAUGAUGGUGUUUUUUCUGGGAUUUGGCAUCGAAGGCUGGCCCGAUGUGAUCCACGGCGGCAUCAUCACGACUCUCCUCCAAGAAGGUAUCAAUCAUCAAGUCCGAAAUCUUUAUAAGCACUAUGGGAAACAACACUCUCAAUUCAUUGCCGUCGAUUUCAAACGGCCAAUGCGGCCCGGAGACAUCUAUGCUGUUCUCAUCCCACCAGCUCAAUUGGAACUGCAGCUUAUGCCUGAUGUCUUCCAUUUGCAGUUGACCGCGAUGCUCCUCCACCUGGAAACUCCUCCCCGAAUAACGAUAGAGCCGAGCGAGGACCGGACAUCAAUCGAGUUGGCCGGAAGGAAGCCUAACGAGCUGAUUCAUGCUCUGGCGAGUGCGCAGGUCAGAAUGGUUCAAGAUGUGACGGAUGCUCGAAUGGCGGAGAUCGAGGCCAAAUUUGAAGAGGAACGUCGACUACUGGAGGAGGCCGAACACUCCGCGGAUGAGUGA
This is a messenger RNA of Capronia epimyces CBS 606.96, 1044 nucleotides long. RefSeq lists its product as uncharacterized. NCBI's taxonomy places the organism in Eukaryota, Fungi, Ascomycota, Eurotiomycetes, Chaetothyriales, Herpotrichiellaceae. Bases 1 to 1044 code for a protein of 347 amino acids. The transcript has 2 exons. The record is from RefSeq and is a predicted model, not a curated record.